CCACCCUCCGCCUGCCACUCCUCCAGGAUUUUGGUGUAGCUAACGAUCCCCUCUCCCCAUACCGCAGAUUGUGCGGCCUUGAGCUGAUCGGCCAUGCUUUGUGGCCGGCCGCCUCCGCCCUCGAGAUUGAAGUACCCCGGCGUGCAUCCCGGGACAGCCGCAAACCACGCCGCGCGUUUCACGACCUCCGCCGUCCACGCAUCUUCGGCGCUCUUCUCAACUUCGAUCACCGGCCUCUCGGUGCCACCGACGACGCGCUGCGCCUGGGCGAUGAUCGCGGCGAUAUGUUUUGACGUGGCAUUGAGUGGGAACGUGAAGUUUGCGGUGAAGCCGAGCUGCGAGAGGCCCGGGAGGAAGAACAUGUUGGGGAACCCGCUUGACGCGAUCCCAUGCAGCGUGCCGCAGCCCUCCUCGAUCCACUUGUCGUCCAUGUCCCUCCCGUUUGCGCCCGUGAUGCGGCAUGUGCCCCGGGAGGCGGGGCUGCCUGUACCCGCUGCGAAGGUCACCACGUAUCCGGUGCUGAGAACGAGCACGUCGACGGGGUACUCGAUCCCAUUGGCGACCACGCCGUUCGCAGACAGCGCAUCCACGCCUUUCCCGUCCGUAUCGACGAGGGUGACGUUCGGGCGGUUGAACGCGGGUAGGUAUUCAUCGUGGAAUGUCGGCCGCUUGCACCAGACGGGGUACCACGCCUUGAGCUUUGCGGCGGUUUCCGGGUCCUUUACGAUCUCGUCGACACGCGCUCGGACCCGUUCAGCGCGGGGCAAAUCCAAACUGUGCAGCUUCGCGAUAUGCUCCGGAAUUUUCUCAGGCGUCACUAUCCCUGGCGCACCGAUGAUCCCACAGUACGCGGGCAUCUGGCACCACGCGUCGGAUACGAGAUCCGGCCCCUCCUCUGGCUCGUUGAUCAAUAUCGCGUUGUAGUUGACCGACCGGGCGUGCUGCCAUCCCUUGCCAGUCGCGAUCUUGUUCUCCCAUUCGUCCGGAUCGGUGGGGUGUUGGUUUCGCACGUCGACGCUGGAGGGUGUGCGCUGGAACACGAAGAGUUCUUUGGCCCACUCGGCGAGCUCGGGGACCACCUGGAUGGCAGUGGCACCGGUGCCGAUGAUCCCCACGCGCUUGUCCUUGAGCUUGUCCAUAGUCGGAGAUACGGGAGAUCCGCCUGUGAUCGAGUAGUUCCAGCGAGCAGUAUGGAAUAUUGCACCUUUGAAGUCAUCGAAACCAGGCAAGGAUGGGAUCUGCGGCGCGAUGAUGGCCCCUGCACCAAGAAACACGAACUGCGCAGACACUGAAAACGAGCGCUCCGGUUCCCCUGGUCCCCGAUCCUCGCGCAUUUUUACGGUCCAAUGCUUCUCCUCUUCCCGCCAUUCUGCGCUGUGGUAAACCGUCCUCAGCGAAGCUUGCAGCCGAUAGUGCGCUGCGAUGCGCUCCGCAUGCUCCCUCAGCUCGUCGCCAUGUAGCUCUCGACGUCGCACAUCAAACCGGGAUAGCGAUUCCAGUACCAAGUCCCCCCGAAUCCACCUGCCGCAUCGACCAGGCGGAUGUCCGAUGCGGCGAAUCCGGCCUCGAUCAAUCGCGCUGCCAGGAUCAACCCUCCGAACCCCGCACCAAGGAUGAGGAAUUUGACGUCGUCCCCAUCGCUGAGCACGUGCGCUGCAGCGUUGAGCGCUGCGUGGUCGACCCAUGGAUCGGUCUCGAGGUGUUUGUACUUGCUCGACUUCGAGAGCCGGACGAAUUGCGAUGUGCCAUCGGGACGCAGGCGUUUGUCGCGCUCCUGAGCGUAUCGAUCCGCAAAGUCAGGAUUGAGAAGAGUGGCCAUGUGUCAAUAUGUACUGCAAGAAGAUUUAGGGCCAGCUUUAUAUACUUGUACAAUCAUCUCGUAGAUGGUCAGACGAUAGCAGAGAAGGGCCACAUUCUUUCUGUCAUAUUUGGAUACCAAACUGGACCGGUAAACACAGUCCGAAGCCGAAGUGCAGACCCAAACCCUCGCACGUAAUCGUAUAAGCGCCUUUGUCACUGUCAGGUCCACACAGUGAAAUAGGGCAGCUUCUCCUCUCUUGGCCCAAACUGGAGAGCACCGAGAUCAGUCAGCUGAGGCAUACACGCUUUCAGGGCACCCUCUAACGCGAGCUGCCCCGGAUCUUCUGCAUCAUCCGGAGACAUGGGCAGGUAGAUGCAGACACGGUCGACAGUUCCGGCGAGCAGCGUAUCCAGUUCGCCCCAGGACUGUGCUGUGAGUGUCACCUGAUGGACUCUGACCAUCGGGGGAAGCAGAAAUUCGAUGCGGGACAGAUUGGAUGAUGCGCGAAGGAUCACUCGGAUGUCAGAUAGCACGAGAGCCAUCUCCCGCGUAUCGAGCCUCAAGAGAUUGAGGGUGCCCGUGUGUAGCUCGGUGCAACAGCCAUCCGCCAGUGGUAGCGAGGUUGCGUCGCGCAAGUUGGCGCGCGAGAGCCUCAGCUCUUGGAGCUUAGAGCAGAGGACGCGGAGAAGGGAUGUGAAGCAGGAAGGGUCGUAGAGGACGAGUGUCAGCUUAUCGACGCGGAGAUUCGGGGAGGCCAACGCU
Messenger RNA from Mycena citricolor, 2563 nucleotides. The record is from the annotation of a GenBank genome assembly. NCBI's taxonomy places the organism in Eukaryota, Fungi, Basidiomycota, Agaricomycetes, Agaricales, Mycenaceae.